Molecule: messenger RNA, 1626 nt
Organism: Babjeviella inositovora NRRL Y-12698
Lineage: Eukaryota; Fungi; Ascomycota; Pichiomycetes; Serinales
Exons: 1
Coding region: 1-1626 (541 amino acids)
Molecular function (GO): protein binding
Source: RefSeq, a predicted model, not a curated record
AUGACCGGUUUUUGCAACCUCCCUGACGCCAUUCUCGACCGUGUGGUUGCGUUCUUACCGCAACAAUCUAAACUCCACUUAGCCCAAACGUCGUUCCGGUUUUAUAAACUCUCCACCAAACACCUCUACCGCUCGCUAUCGUUCCAGGAGCAUGUCAUCUUGCAAGACCCCACUGGGUUCGCUGACUCGCUCGCUACCGGAAUCAGUGGUUUCCAAAACGUCCUCAUGUCGGCCGAGUUUGACGAAAAGUUGAUGACGGUAAGGCAAAACAUCUUGGCCAACUCCGUCACCCUAAACCCCGAGUUGUUAGCCCACAUCCAGGUCGUACGCGUUUCAAAGCUCUACGCUGCAGGCUCCGAUGCUCACGCCUCCAUUGUUGCCUUCCUUGAAGUGGUUGCGGCGGGGCCGAACUUGCGCAACGUCCAGAUCGUCGACCAGACAUUGUUAGCACAGGUAAACCCUCUCCUCCAGCAGUCAGCUCUGAUUGAAGCCGUGACAGUUUUGAAUGACCCACUGGUUCCAGUGCAGGUUUCCCAUGUGAACCUUAACCUCGCGCGCGACUCUCCCGAUAUCGCCGCCCGGUUGCUUCCCAGCCUUCGCCGAGCCACAGGAAUCGCUUUCGGGGAGAACACCAGCUAUAUCCACACGCUCAAGGCAUUGAGUGCGUCCGGACCUCUUACCUUGUCCCGUCUCACAAUUAAUCUCCACCACGGCUUCAACGGCUUCAACGAUGAAUUGCGCACGGAGGUCCACGCGUUCCUCAACGCCCUCGAUUUCGCCAAGCUUGCCCGUCUUGAGCUCCGAUUGGGGUGUGAAUACGCCUAUGAAUGCGAGUGUAUGACGGAAUACCUCGACACCUUGGCACCUAAACUCACGGCGCUUACCCACGUCUCUAUUAGCGAAAAAGCCAUGUACAAGGACCACAAGUUUUCCGAGAAGUGGGACAUGGCGGUGUUGCGGUUUUUGAUCCAAAUCCCGGCGCCUAUCCGCUACUUGAGUAUCCGCCACUACACCCCCGUUGAUGGCAACAUCAAGGACGGGCUCGACGGCAACUAUAUCCGUCGCCGGGUCUUGUACGAAAAUGCCUUGCCCAAGCUAGCCUCCUUGGAGACGUUGGUGGCGCCGACCUUUAUGCAAUCGUGUGCAUGCUACGAAGUGUUGAUGUCCGAUCUCCUCUGGAACGGCUGUCAGUGUCCAUUCUGCGAGAAGAUUCAGUCGCUUCUCGACGAUUUCAUUAUCCACCACCAGUACUACGACGUGGAGGACGGUGAUUUUAGGGACGUGAUUACCCCAAGGUUUUUUGCUGCUGCUGGCGAUGCGAUGAGCAAGCGCCUUGUCCGCCAGGUGUCAGACCUUGAGUUGGUGAGUACUCCGCCAUGUGUAGCGAGAUGGGGCUUCCACGGGUACUCGGACAUUACCUGUGGGGAAGACUUUGAAUGCGAUUUCAACCAGAGCGCCUUUGCGCCGUUGGUGAUUGUUCUAUCGCACUUCAUGGAGGCGUACAUCAAGUUCCUCAUGGGGAGCAAUCUACGAUUGAGAGAGGUGGUGCUCAGUGGGGUGUAUUUUGAGCUCGGAACGGAGAGAAAUGGUACAAGGAAGUUUAGAUGCGUGUAUGAUAAUUGCUAA